Molecule: messenger RNA, 506 nt
Organism: Catharus ustulatus (Swainson's thrush)
Lineage: Eukaryota; Metazoa; Chordata; Aves; Passeriformes; Turdidae
Product: RAC-beta serine/threonine-protein kinase-like
Exons: 4
Coding region: 197-433 (78 amino acids)
Biological process (GO): protein phosphorylation
Molecular function (GO): ATP binding; protein serine/threonine kinase activity
Source: RefSeq, a predicted model, not a curated record
CCCCCUCACGAUCCCCCCCCGCGUUUUUCGGUUUCCUUUUUCCGCCGCUUUUCCUUUUUUUCCUUCCGGGACGAAGCGGAAGCGGGGAAAAAAUAAAAAACAAACCCCGAAGGGCCCGGGAUGAGCGGCCGCAGCCGGCCGGGCCUGCGGCGUCCAUGACAGGCUGGGCGGGGGCCCCGGCGACGCGCGGGAGGUGAUGGCGCAUCGCUUCUUCUGCGGCAUCGACUGGGACGACGUGGUGCAGAGAAAGCUGGUGCCGCCCUUCCGGCCUCAGGUGACGUCCGAGGUGGACACCAGGUACUUUGACGAGGAGUUCACGGCCCAGAGCGUCACAGUGACCCCCCCUGAGAGCUGUGAGCACCUGGGCUCUCCGGAGUGCGACCACCGGACGCAUUUCCCGCAGUUCUCCUACUCGGCCAGCGUCCGGGAGUGACACACCUGGGGACACCUGGGGACACCUGGGGACACCUGGGGACAGCUGGGCACACCUGGACACACCUGGGGAC